UCUGAUUCACAGCAUCCGCAGUUGUUUUGCUUUUUAUCGCGAGUCCCGCGAUUAGACAGUGUCUUUUUUAAAAAAAAUCUCUUGACCGGCUCGACUAUCUCUUCCUCCAUUCCUCUCUCUGUCUGCCCCACCUCCCGAACUCAUCCAGGAUUUCCCACUUCCCAGGUUCAGGCGAUCUCAGCGAUUGCAGUGGGAGGCUGCCUUUUUCUGAUUUGUGGCUGCCUGAUGUGCAGUGGCGGGGAGGUCAAUAAGGUUAUGUUUUGAGUUGCUUGCAACCUCUUCAAAUAUAACUUGAACCCAUCCUCCCCCCGCUGCACGACCUUCAUUUCUAGAACGCUUGGUGGUGGGGGAAGAGACUCACCUUCCGCUCUCUCUCUCUCUGCGUUGUCACUGGCGUCACUCAGUUUGUGUGCAAUCUGCUUGGAUUUUUUUUCUUGGGUCUCGUUUUACCCCUCGUGUGGUAUAUAUAAUGUUUGCAGCCUCGGUGAUAAUCUACUAGCAACACACACACACACACACACAGAGAUACAAAAUGUGGCGGUAGCGCUUUCUGCAGUGCAAUUGCUGAAUUUCUGCACAGAUCUCUCUGCAAAACCCACCUUUUUUGUUUGGUUUGUCUCCGCUGCCAGUCUGUGCCCCAUGGAGACCUCCGGGCUCUUGAUGCCCCGGAAUUUCAGCUGCAUCGCCGCUUUGUCCGGCAGUUUGGCCGAGGAGUGUGCACUGGCCGCGAUGGGGGACAGCGAGAACUGCAGACGCCAAGGCCAGGCGGACAAGCAGCGCAGCCGGGACGGGACCCCCAGCAGCAGCAGCAGCAGCAGCAACAAGAGCUCGAGCCCCGGGCAGAGGAGGAGGGCCAAGUCGCUGCCGGCUCCCGGGGGCCGAGCGGUCACCGUGCUGACCCGGGCCGGCAGCAAGAAGGUUCGCUUCGCCGACUCGCUGGGUCUGGAGCUGACCACCAUCCGACACUUCUGCGACGCCGAGGUGCCUCACGUCCCUCAGAGGGUGAUGGCCAGGCUGAGGGAGCAAACCCCCGAGCGCCUGCUCAGCAACAACAUGAUGGCCAUGUUCCUGGACAGCCCCACCCGCCUCCUGGAGCCCCUCUUCAGCGACCCGGGCAGCUCGCCCGACUUCGAGGGCAGGGUCCGGCGGGACCGCGUUUGCCUGGAGAGCAUCUCCACCGACCAGUUCAGCGUGCUGGGGCUCGUCAGGGUGCUCAACAUCGCCUACGAGAAGCAGGUGACGGUCAGGUACACCCUGAACCACUGGCAGUCCUACAUGGACGUCGCGGCCACCUACAGCGCCCACUCUGCGGACGGCAGCACGGACACUUUCUCCUUCAAACUGGUGGCCCCCGUCUUCCUGGACACGGGUGGCACUCUCCUGUUUGCCAUCCGCUACUUGGUGGCGGGCCGGGAGUACUGGGACAACAACAAGGGCUCUGACUACCAGGUAAGAAGCCACAAGUUCAAAAUCUCCCCGCCCAAGGACUGGGAAAACGGCUGGAUCCACUUCAUCUGAAAGAGGGACAAGAGGAUGUUCCAAUCUCCACCCGAGCCUGUACCAUACACCCAGCAUGGCACUUGUAUCGACGAUGAGAAACGAGGUUCUAAUUUUGUUUCUGUUUCAAGCUCUUCAACUGUUACCACGUUAAAAAUGGACUUGAGUUUUCUUUUUUUUAAAAGAACUUGUUUCAUUGGGAAAAUUGGUCACAGUUAUUUUGGGAAAUUGACUUGAGUUUGUUUUUUUUAUUUGUUGGGGAAGGAAUGCCUGUGUUUCUCCAGCACUUUGUGUGUUUUAUUAUCGUUGCUGAAAUUUAUGUGACCAGGUUAGCCUCAGUAGCAAUGAGCUACAGGAAACCUAUGCAAAACGAGGAACAAUGUGAGAUCACAUCCAAUCCACAGCCAUAGAUCGCUGGAGAUAGGGGUGGCUUCUGCUGCAGAAGCCACCUUAGUCGUGGGUAAUAUUUUUAAGUCUUUUUUAAUGCACUUUGCAGUUUCAAAGUGGCACUUUCUAUUGACUUCGUUAUAUAGAGACCAAUAUAGCUCAUUAUCAAAGUGUAAUAAGAGUAAUAGCAUUUUUAGAGGAAAAAUGUGUCUUAGUAAAACAUUUCUUCCACUUCUGCAAGCAUGCUAUAAAUCACAUCAACACGCAUCAUGGAGCUGCUUCCUCUGGCCCUUUAUCUCUUUUCAGUGACUGGCAGUAUUCCAGGGCAGUGACCUGAAUGACCUUUUAGUAUUGAGAAAGGCACCGACAAGGAGCUAGCUAUAGUCCUUAGGGCUAAAGGGAUCAAAAGGUAUAGGGGAGAAAGUGGGGACAUGGUACUGAUUUGGAUGAUCAGCCCUGACCCUAUAUUGAAUGGUGGAUCAGGCUUGAAUGGCCUGCUCUUGUUUCCUACGUUUCUAUAACAAUGGCGGUCAAGGCAAGUUGUUUGCAAUGACCUUGCGGAAGUUAAGAGAAAGGGAAGUGGUGUCAAAUGUAAAUGCUUUAGAUAAUACUGUAAAGAAUAGUGAAGUAAAUUGCCAGAGAAGCAAAUUGUAAAACGAUUGCAAUGGUUAACCUAACAUUUUUCCAGUCAGAUAACAGAUUUAGAUCUGGUAAAAUAAAAGUUAGGUGCUCUGAUCAGUCCAAGUUCCGGGACUUUUCUAUUUCUAGAAAUGUUGUGAUAAAGAACUUGACAGAUGAUAUUAAGAGUUUCAGAAUUAACAAAAAUCAGAAUACAUUGAAAUUAUGGACUGUUGCAAUAGUGUGGGGAGAGGAAGAGAACAGAAAACACUAUACUGUGUGCAUUCUUUGAUUAAAGUAUAAAUGUCUUUUCUAUGGCUAGUUUUAAUUCAUUCUCUGUUAUAAUAUACAAACCUUUCCUGUAAACAAAUGUUUAAAUCCUAAAGAAAGGAAAACAUUUAAAGGCAUAUCAGUAUUAGUUUCACACCAGAAGUAAUCUCUUAUUGCAGCAGAUGCUAUUUCUUGUCGUGGCUUGUAAAAUGGUCUUUUCCUUGCAACUUUCUUGCUAUAUCACUGUGUCAUUGUACAAAGAUAGGAUGUACACUUGUGUUUGAUGAAUCUCUUGGAAAAUACUGCAUGUUUUAUUUUUAGCCCCUAUUUUGUGCUGGAACGGCCUCAGCAUUGCUCAUACCUUAACUUGUAAUUUGAUUCCACUGUUUCAGGAAAUGAGAUCAGAACUGAAAUAACCAUCAAAACGUUAUAUAUGCAUUUAUAGAUGAAGGUAUUUUUCUGGCGCAGCAAUAGCGUCACUGCCAUCCAACUAGAAGUUCUGGGCUGAAUUCCCACUUGUUGGCCAUGGGAGGUGCUCUGUAGUAUGAGAAAGUGAGGACUGCAGCUGCUGGAGAUCAGAGUCAAGACUGUGGUGCUGGAAAAGUACAGCAGGUCAGGCAGCAUGCAAGG
Messenger RNA from Chiloscyllium plagiosum (whitespotted bambooshark), 3402 nucleotides. Its product is annotated as protein phosphatase 1 regulatory subunit 3E. Gene Ontology annotation, cellular component: protein phosphatase type 1 complex. NCBI's taxonomy places the organism in Eukaryota, Metazoa, Chordata, Chondrichthyes, Orectolobiformes, Hemiscylliidae. Gene Ontology annotation, molecular function: protein phosphatase 1 binding; glycogen binding. The record is from RefSeq and is a predicted model, not a curated record. Gene Ontology annotation, biological process: regulation of glycogen biosynthetic process.